This is a messenger RNA of Caenorhabditis auriculariae, 1974 nucleotides long. The record is from the annotation of a GenBank genome assembly. Lineage: Eukaryota; Metazoa; Nematoda; Chromadorea; Rhabditida; Rhabditidae.
AUGAAUGGGACAUCGCCGAGCGCAGCGGCAACGGUAGGAAACCUCGCGUAUUGUUACGUCCUACCAUGUAUCUGCGCCAUUGGAAUCGUCGGAAACAUCACAAAUCUGAUGGUUCUGGCGUCGAGACGACUUCGAGCGGUGUCCUACAUGUACCUACGGGCUCUGGCAGUCGCCGAUCUCCUCUGUAUGCUUUUCGUCCUCGUCUUCGUCUCCACCGAGAUCCUUGCCAAGAACGGAUCUUCCAUCAAUCAGUACAAGCUUUACCAGUUCUACCAGUGUCACCUGAUGCUCACUCUCAUCAACUGGGCUCUCGGGGCUGGCGUCUACGUGGUAGUCGCCUUAUCUUUGGAACGCUAUAUUUCCAUUGUGUUCCCUAUGCACUUUCGAACUUGGAACUCUCCUCAAAGAGCAACUCGAGCUAUUGUGAUGGCUUUCCUUCUUCCUGCAAUUCUGUAUAUUCCUUACGCUCUGACCAGAUACAAAGGCAAAGAACGAUGGGAUCCGACCGUAAACGCGACCGUUUAUUCAAUGGAUGAUCAUCAAAUCUACACCACAUUGCCUUGGCAGGUAAGGAAAAAAAUAAUAAAUCUGAAAUAAAGCUUAAACACAAACUUCAGGCCUACAAAUGGACCCGAGAAGCUGUACUACGAUUUUUACCUAUUAUCAUUCUCACCGUACUGAAUAUUCAAAUUAUGAUUGCUUUUCGAAAACGGCAGAAAAUGUUUCAUCAGCUGACAAAGAGGAAGGAGCACGGCACACAAAAAGUAGGUUCAUAUUAAUUUUUCAAGAUUUGAUGUUUGAUCUGCAGGAUGACACACUGAUGUACAUGUUAGGAGGAACCGUGUUGAUGUCUUUGGUUUGCAAUAUUCCAGCGGCGAUAAAUCUGCUAUUAAUUGAUGAGGUUUGAGAGGGAUCUUAUUUCAAAAUGUAUAUCAUCUGGCGUUUGAAAUAAAAAAAGCCUUUCUCUGCUCAUCUUUCGAAAGAGCAAAUGAAAUAAGCUACUCUCAAAAAGAUUCACUUUUUCAUAAGAAUAAUUGAAAAGGCCAAAAAGUUGUGUGAGCUCUUGUUUUCAACUCAGUUCAAUUACUUAAUGUUGCUUGAGCUUCAAAAUUCGAAUUUUAGACGCUAAAAAAACGGCUCGACUAUCAAAUAUUCCGAGCGGUGGCCAACUUACUGGAAAUCACAAACCACGCUUCACAGUUCUACGUGUUCUGUGCCUGUUCUACAGACUACAGAACGACGUUCCUGCAGAAAUUCCCGUGUUUCAAGGCAUCUUACGCGAAUCGAGAUCGACUGCGUUCUUUUGUUCGCCGAACUCAAUCCGUCGUCCACAAAGACAAGGGUUGCAGCCUCGAUCAGAAUUCUGGCUCCAAGGUUAUUUUUCGAAGAUCAUAGAUCUAAAAAAAUCAAUUGCGCUAUUUGAAUAUUUAUUUGCUAUAAUAUAUUAUUUAUGCGCUAUAAUAUUUGAGAAAAAAACUUGUUGACUUUUUCGAGCGACAGUGGAGACCUCUGAAAAUAGUUUUUUUAUUUGUUACAAAAAAAUCUUUUUCAAGAAUUGCACCCUGGUUUAUUUUUUAGUAUCAAUUAAAUUGAAAAUUGAGAGUUUGGAAAAUAAUUUGACUAGAUUUUUUCCCCUUCUGAAAUUUAAAAAAAUUCAGGGAUAAUCAAAUUCGAUAGAUAAGAAGUCACUAGUUUGUUGCAUUAUUCGCAAAACCAAUUUGAAGCUUUUCAAGAUUUUCAUCAACUUUCUUGGAGAUGAUCAGAAACCGAGACACAUUCCAGACGCGGGACUCAAUAUCACAUCAGUCACUGUGCAAGAUCCCUCGGAGUUACGGCGUCGAACAGGACACGAUGGACGUGCAGUUGGCGUCAGGAGAGCAGAGCACGAGCGAAGCACGCGAAGCUGAGACGCUCAUAAAGUACGGCGCUUUGGCAAAACUAUCCAGUAACUCCAACGACACGACCUUCCUGUGA